Messenger RNA from Andrographis paniculata, 1799 nucleotides. RefSeq names its product cytochrome P450 CYP72A219-like. Gene Ontology annotation, molecular function: heme binding; iron ion binding; monooxygenase activity. The record is from RefSeq and is a predicted model, not a curated record. The transcript is spliced from 5 exons. Bases 162 to 1733 code for a protein of 523 amino acids. Lineage: Eukaryota; Viridiplantae; Streptophyta; Magnoliopsida; Lamiales; Acanthaceae.
AGAAGUAAUGGCAUAGACAUGUAUAUCACGACCACGAUUGCGAAUACAAUAAAUUAAAUUACAAUAAACCAGAUGCAACAUGGAAAGAAGUGCUUCAUUAAUUUAAACUGUGGGUGGUGAUAAAAAAGAAACAGUAUCAUCGAUCGAUCGAUCGAUGAUCCAUGGAGAUGGAGGUUUUGGGGUUAUUGCUGAUGAUAGUUUGUGUUUUUCUUGCUUUGGUGUGUUGUUAUUAUGCCUGGAAAGUGUUCGACUUUUUGUGGCUUAGGCCAAAAAGACUGGAGAAAGUGCUGAGGAAGCUGGGUUUGAAGGGAAACCCUUACAGGUUCUUACUCGGAGACCUUAGGGACAUGGCGAGGUUGUCUGAAGAAGCCAGGUCAAAGCCUAUGGCUAGUUUCGGCCAUGAUAUCGUCCCCAGAGUUACUCCUUCUGUUCCUCAAAUCCUCAGCAAAUACGGUAAGGAUAGUUUUGAAUGGUAUGGGCCAAUACCCUCAGUGAUUGUUUGGGAACCUGAACAUAUCCGAGAAAUUUUGUCAAAGAAUUACAUCUACCAAAAGCCUCCCGCAAAUGUUGCAGUUCAAGAAAUAGCAAAAGGUGUAUUGUGGAUGGAAGAAGAGAAAUGGGCUAAGCAUAGAAAGCUUAUCAACCCGGCCUUCCGUGUCGAGAAAUUGAAGCUCAUGGCGUCGUCGUUUUACUUGAGUUGCUAUGACAUGUUGAGUAAAUGGGAUGAGAUUAUUCCGAAUGAAGGGGCGUCUGAAUUGGAUGUGUGGCCUUAUCUUCAAACUCUUACAAGCGACGUCAUUUCGCGCACUGCCUUUGGUAGUAACUACGAAGAAGGAAGAAAAAUAUUUGAACUCCAAAGGGAGCAAGCUGAGCUUGUCCUAAAAGCGAUUCUCUUAGUUUACAUCCCAGGAUGGAGGUUUCUACCCACUCGAAAUAAUAGAAGAAUGAAGGAAAUUGUAAAGAUAAUUAAUUCAACUUUGAUGAGCAUCAUCGAGAAAAGGAUGAAAUUGCUAGAAGCUGGUGAGGGUAGUAGUGACGAUUUACUUGGUUUGCUACUAGAAUCGAAUCAUAAGGAAAUUGAAGUAGGAGGAAAUAAGCUUGGAAUGAGCAUGGAAGAGGUCAUUGAAGAGUGCAAACUUUUUUACUUUGCCGGGCAAGAGACUACCUCAUCUUUACUUGUUUGGACCAUGAUUUUAUUGGCGAAGUACACCGAUUGGCAAUCUCGUGCAAGAGAUGAGGUUUUACAACUCUUUGGAAAAAGAAAACCCGAAUAUCAAGAAUUAAACAACCUCAAAAUUAUAAACAUGAUAUUCCAUGAGACCAUGAGAUUAUAUCCCCCGGGUAUCAUGAUUAUUCGAAUGACUAAGGAAGAAAGUAAAUUAGGGGAGAACUUAAGUCUACCGGCCGGGGUGCAACUUCUAUUGCCAAUCAUUUUGUUGCACCAUGACAAGAAAAUAUGGGGUGAUGACGUAAAAGAAUUUAACCCCUCGAGGUUUAGCGAGGGAGUUUCUCAUGCUACGCAAGGCCAAAUGGCAUAUCUGCCAUUUGGAAGCGGGCCUCGGGUUUGUUUGGGACAAAACUUUGCCAUGACAGAAGCUAAAAUGGCGAUGGCUAUAAUCUUACAACGUUAUAGUUUCAGUCUUUCUCCAUCGUAUUCACAUGCUCCUUUCACCGUAUUUACUCUUCAACCUCAACACGGUGCGCACUUGAUGCUGGAAAAGCUAAAGGAUUAAUUGUCUCUAUUUAAAUUAUAUGUUUCUGAUUAAAAUCUUCUAUACAAAAAAUUAAAAAAAAAAAAA